AAUUUUCAGACUUUUUUUCAUAAACCUCAGAGAUGCAGGAAAUUAAAGUAAAAAUUAAGUAGCCAUUACAAUUUUUUUAACAUACAGCCACGUUAAUACAGGCUUUUAUCAAUAAAACAGUUCGUAAAUCCGCCCCCUUUUUUUUUUUUUGCGAGUUAAGAGUAUUUCAGUGAAGAAAAUCACGUCCACUAAACUGAAGCCCUCCGACGCAAGAUGGCCGCCUUUUUACUUACGCCACCUACCCUCCUCUUAGACAUCUAGCCUUAUACGUGAUAUCUAUCGUCCUAACUCGUCACUCACUCCGAAUGUUUAGAAAAGUACUGGAGGGGUUUCGCUUCAAGUGGAAGUCAUACCGACACCGAUUUUUGCCCUGGAUUGUUCUAAACAUUUCCAAAAAUGAGAAAACACUUCGCCAAGUCAAAGGUCGCGCUGAGGACAAGUUGGUCCCGGACGAAGAGGUCUCACAGAAACUUGUGCGACUCUUCCGAGAUCUUUACGGAGCAGAUCGACGCGUUCACUCCCACGAGCAGGUAGCCGGUGACGGUGACAAGGCGCGGCGUGGACACGAUGCCAUGUUCCGAACAUUUGGUUUCUGCAUCGACCGGAAGCCCAGCACGCUUCCCUUUGCGGGAACGGGAGUCUUUAUUACCAAGGGUUUCGUCCCUAGAGGAGCAACUGUCGCCAUGUAUCCUGGCACCAUCUACCAAACUUAUGAGCCCAUUUUUCUCCAAUCCAUCAGAAACCCGUUCGUCUUUCGGUGCAUAGACGGCGUCCUGGUUGAUGGAAAGGACAAAGGGAUCUCCAAGAUGGUGUACAAGUCGUGCAGCGGCAGAGACCGAAUGGGCCCUUUGGCGAUGAGCGAUAGCAGCUGGCUGACGGCGGCCCCUCAGAACCCGCUGGCGGUGGGUCAGUACGUGAACAACUGCUCCGACGAGAGGCCCGCCAACGUGUGCUACCAGGAGUUGGACGUUCCCGACGCCUUUCCAGUGGAGCUUCGGCGUUAUCUCCCUAACGUCAACUACGGUCCGGACUCACAGAGACCUCUUCGCUGCGUGGUCCUGGUGUCGCUCAGAGACAUUAGAGCAGGAGAAGAGCUAUUUUCCAAUUACUACACUAUUGUUCACUAGACUACUGGAUAUGCACGAUCCUACAAGUAUUACAAAUUAAAA
Molecule: messenger RNA, 1169 nt
Organism: Corythoichthys intestinalis (scribbled pipefish)
Lineage: Eukaryota; Metazoa; Chordata; Actinopteri; Syngnathiformes; Syngnathidae
Gene: setd9
Product: SET domain containing 9
Exons: 1
Coding region: 306-1127 (273 amino acids)
Molecular function (GO): protein binding
Source: RefSeq, a predicted model, not a curated record